This is a messenger RNA of Oenanthe melanoleuca, 4239 nucleotides long. It is a transcript of the gene FHAD1, whose product is annotated as forkhead associated phosphopeptide binding domain 1. The transcript is spliced from 28 exons. The coding region runs from base 167 to 3844 and encodes 1225 amino acids. NCBI's taxonomy places the organism in Eukaryota, Metazoa, Chordata, Aves, Passeriformes, Muscicapidae. Gene Ontology annotation, molecular function: protein binding. The record is from RefSeq and is a predicted model, not a curated record.
UUCCAAGGCUACUGCAGCCGCACUGAGCUGGGACAGAGCCACUUUUGGGGUCAUUUUGUACAAUUUUUAGUGCUUGAGUGGCUCAGGUUGCGUGUUGGGGGGGUGGAAAUUGCCGGCUCAGGAUUUAUUUGCUCGGUGCAAGUUUUGCAAGUGGGGGGGUUGGGCAAUGCGAGCUUUCCUAAAGAGCUCGGAGGGGCUUUUCCAGCUGAAAUCCGGCACCACGAGCAUCGGGAGCCACAGAGGGGCUGACAUCGUGCUGCAGUCCGCAGGGGUAGCAGCUCGCCAUGCAGCCCUGGAAUUCUCCGCCUCGGACAAGAGCUUCAUCCUCCGGGACUUCAACUCCCCCCACGGCACCUUCGUCAACAGCUGCCGGGUGCAGAACGCGGCCGUCAGGGUGAGGCCGGGGGACAUCCUGAGCUUCGGCAGCGCGGGAGCGUCCUUCGAGCUGGGGCUGGACGGGGAUGCGCAGGUGCCCUGUCCCUCCUUGAAACGCCGCACGGGGUGGAGCAGGCAGCUCCAGGUGGUGGCAGAGCCCAAACCCUGCACUCCUGCAUCUCCUGUGUGCCUGCCCUCGCUGCAGUGGCAGCUUCCCCCCGAUUCCCUGGGCAGGGGAUUCCCCGGGCGUGUGCCCCAGCUGCUGCUGCCCCGGCGCCCUGCCAGUGCCCAGGACAGGAGCACGGCCAGUGCCACCUCUCUGGACAGCUCCAGCAGCACCUCUGCAGCCAGAGCAGUCUCAGCCAGCUUCUCUGGCAAUGGUGCAGGCAGUGUGGGGGGAGCCCCUUCCCUGGGGACUCACAAGGUGGAUCUCCAGGGUGAGAAGCUGCUGGAGAAGGAAAUGGGUCACCUUUUUGGUCUGGAAACAGAGCUAAAGGGGAAGGAUGUGGUGAUAAGAGAGCUGCAGGAGGAGAUCACAGCCAUGACAAAGAACCUGGCCCAGGCAGCUGUGAGGAAUGAGGCUGAGCUGACCCAGAAGCUGCUCACCUUCAACCAAGAGCUGGGAGCCCAAGCAGAGGAGAUCAGAGCCCUGAGGGAGCAGGUCAGUGACCUGCAGAAAGGCUCAAACCAGGUUUUCAGCCAGUCCCUCCAUGAGAGAGACCUGGAGAUCAGGAGGCUGCAGAGGGAAAGGGAGAAGUUGAAGAGGGACCAGGCUUUGAGUGCAGGUCUGGUGAGCAACAUGCAAAGGGAACUCCUGCAAAAGGAGCAGAAAAUCCAGCAACUCCAGCAAGAGACUGAAAAUCUGAAUAAGGAAAACCGAGAGAAGGACAAAGAGCUGGCCAUGGCUUCAGCCAAGUGCUCAAGAAUUAAAGAAGAAGCAAAGCAUGAACUCAGAGAGCAAGAACUGAUCUCCUGCAGAAAUAGCAUCCAGGAGCUGGAGCGGGACCUGGAGGGGCUGCAGAGGGAGAUCUGGAAGCAGGAGAGUGUCCAAAAGCAACUGGCUGAGAAAGCCAAGGCAGAGGAGGAGCUGAAGGCAGCCUGGUCCCAGCAGCUGCAGGAGAUGGGGCACAGGGAGCUCCUGCUGAGAUCUGACGUGCAGAGAGCUGGGGAGCAGCUGGAGUCCUUCAAGAGCCAAGUGAUGCAAGCCUGUUCUCCAUCAGCAGUUGGCAGCACAGGGGAAUCUGUGACAGAGCAGCAGGUGAUAGAGAAGGUCAGGCAGAUCUGUGAUGAGAACCAACAAAGCCAGGAGAGAGAGAAGAGUCUGCAGGAGGAAUUGAGCUCCAGGCUGACAAAGGAGAGGGAGGUGUCUGCAAACAUCGAGGUGCUCAAGAACUCCCUGCAGGAGCUCCAGGUGUGCCUGAGGAGCCCCUGCAGCAGCUCCAGCCUGCAAGGGCAGCUGGGGCAGCUGGAGAUGCUGUGCCUGGAUCCCCCCAUCUCAGCCAUCAGGACAGCAGUGCUGGACAUGGCACGUGGUGUCCUGACCUGGCUGGAGGGAGCAGAGCAGCUCCUGGACACAGCAGGGAUGGACCUGCACACCUCUGGCAAAGGGCUGUUGGCUGCUCUCAGGAGCUUCUCAGAAAGGAGUCAGGAGCUGGCACAGAGGAAUCAGAUGUUGCAGGAGCAAUUAGAGAAGCUCCAGGAGCUGCAGGCAGAGCUGCUGCAGGAGCACACAAAGGAGCUGGAAGCAAAACAUGAGCAAGACUUAGAGAUGAAAAUCCAGCAAAUUAUCCUGGAAAAGGACAAGGAGAGCAGACAGGUUCUGGAGAGUGCUGUCAGCCAGGAGAAGGACAGGUGCAAGAAGUCUGUGGAGGAAGAACAGAAGAAGAUCCACGAGCUGGAAAGCCACCUAAGAAGCAUGGCUGAGGCAACAGCAAAGAAGGCAGAGGAGCAGGAACUGACAGAGGGAAAGCUGAGAGAAGCUUUGCACGAGCUGAAGAAAAUCACUGCACAAGAGGCAGUGUUACAGCAGCAGGUGCUUCAGCAGGACCAGCAGCUCAAGGCUGCCCAGGAGGAAAAUGAGCUACAGAGGCACAAACUGCAAGAAGAAGUAGCAGGAUACAGGGAGCAAAGCAAGCAGCAUUCCCUGACUAUCUUGGCUUUAGAGGACAGGCUGCUGGAGGCCACUCAGCAGCAGAAGGUGCUGGAGGAGGAAAAGGCAGCGCUUGUGGAAAGAAUGGAAGGAUUUCAGUGUGAAGCCUACAGGUCAGCAUCGGGAGCUUGGCUGGAGAUUUGUCCUGCCAUGGAGUCUCAUGUUUGUGUCAGGAAGCUGCAGGAGGAGCUGGCAGUGGCACAGGGCACACUCCUGGAGAAGAAGGCAAUCAUCAGCAGGCUCACCAGGGAGCUGUCAGAAACCAGAGCCAGGAUGUCAGACAUGAGAGGGGAGCUGAGUGAAGAGCAGAAGGUGGAGCUGGAGCACAGCCAGAGGCAGCUGAAGCACCGGGAGUGGGAAGUGAACCAGCUCAGGGAGAAGCUAUCCGAGAUGUCCAGCCUUGUGGAGGAGAAGGAUCAGGCCCUGAAAGCAGCAUCUGAGGAGUUAAGCCGAGCCCAAAGGCGCUGCCUGCUGCUGAGGGAUGCUUCCCAACAAACACUGGAGAGCCCAGAGGAUGCUCCCAGGACACCGGUGCAGGAGCCACCAUCAGGCUUGGCUGAGCUUGGUGCAAAAUGCCGAGGCCUGAGGCACGAGGAAACCAUCCAGCACCAAAAAGAAGGUUUGGCCGAGCUCCGGGAGAGAGUGAAGGUGCUGGAGAAGAGACAGUGCUCAGGUGCUAUGAAGAGCAAUUCAGUGCCACUGGUUGUCCAGAUGAAAGACUCACCAGAGAAGAUAGUCCAGCAAAGAGGUCUUGAGCUGGAACCUGCACCUGUGAUGGGAGAAAAACUGAGGGCUGGCAAGGUUCCUAAUGGGGGCUCGUUCGGGAUCAGCACAGUGGAAAUGGCUGAGUACCUUGAUGUAAUUGGUGCUCUAGGAAGCCUGGUGGAGAUGAAGGAGCUGUCAGGAAUGCAGCCUCUGCAGCACCUUGCUCAGGAGAGAGGGGCAGAAGUGGGACUGCAGAGACAGAACACCCUGGAGCUGUUGUACAAAAAGAUCAGGAACCUCCAGGUUUGCCUGGAAAGGAAAGAAGAAAGGCUGAAAGAUUAUGAGGGAAGUGUGGAGCAGCUCAGGCAGAGCCAAGCUUCCCUGAGAAGGUGCCAGGAGGAGAUGUCCAGGCUGGAGGAUGAAGCCCACAGGGAGGCAGAGGAGAAGGCUCUUCUGCAAGAGGCUCUGGAGAGGAUGCAGCUCCAACAGGACCAGCAGAAGGGGCUGCAGCAAGUGGCCAAAGGGCACAAGCCUGGAGCCACAAAGCCUCUCUGCUCAGGCAAGCUGAAGGCCAAGAAGCACGUGGCAAAUGCUGUCAAACCAGGGAGCUCAUAGGAACAGCAGCACAGGGACCUUCACUGGUGCUGGCCUGCAGUGGAACAGGUCAUUGCUGUGCACUCUGAGGGUGGAGGUGCUGUGAGCUGUGGGUGCAUUUUGAGGAGCCCCAGUUUAUCCCAUAGCUCCUGGACACACACUGGUGUGACUGUACAAUGUAGGACCUAAUUCUCCCACAGUCCAUGUGCCAUAGAGUGUGGUGGGAUUUAUGGCAGUGGAAAAGGUGGUGAGGACAUAGUCCAGUGUACGUAUGUGUGUUUUUGAGUGUGUGAGCACAGCCCAGUGUGUGUGAAGGCCACUUGUGGGGGGUGUGAAGGCAUUUGUGGGGGUGUAUCCUGUCCUUGCUGAAAUGGCCUCAUGCACAUGAAGCCAACAUGGAUUGAAAUAUCUCUUGC